AUGAAAUUAAUUUUAAUAUUUAUUUUAUCAAUAAUUAUAAAUUGUUGUUUUUCAAUAAUUCCAACAUCAAUUAGAUUAGCAUUUACAAAGAAUCAAGAUGAAGUUAGAGUUACAUGGUGGACAGAUGAAGCAAUGGAAUCACCAAUCGUAUUAUUUAAUAAUGAAAUGUUUGUACCAAAUCAAGAUUCAGUCAAUGGAAUUGAAGCAACCGUUAUGAGUUAUGAUACAUUAGGAUUUCAUGGUCAUCCAACUACUGCAAUUUUAACAGGAUUACAAGAAAUGACUCAAUACUUUUAUUCAAUUGGUAAUAAACAUAGUGAUGAAUAUUCAGAAGUUUUUAAUUUUACAACAGGAAAAAUCAAUCAAAUCGGUGGUCAAGUUACACCAUUCUCUCUUUCAAUUUUUGGUGAUAUGGGAUAUGGUGGAAAAGGAUUAGAUUCAGAUUUCUAUACAGUUGCAAAUUUAUAUGAACGUUCAAAUGAUUUAGCAUUCAAUAUUCAUGUUGGUGAUAUUGCAUACGCUGAUGAAACUUGGGAGACUGCAAUCAAUGGUAAUCAAACUAUUUGGAAUCAAUUUUUAGAUUCAAUUAAUCCAGUAUCCUCUCAUUUAAUCUAUAUGACAUGUCCAGGUAAUCACGAUAUUUUCUAUGACCUUUCAGUUUAUCGUCGUACUUGGUUAAUGCCAACUGAUGAUAAUGAUCAAGUAUCUUGGUAUUCAUUUGAUUAUAAUGGUGUUCAUUUCGUUGGUAUCUCUUCUGAACAUGACUUUUUACCACUCUCUCCACAACAUACUUGGAUUGAAAAUGAUUUAAAAAAUUUUAGAUCAAAUAAUCCUGAUAAUUUUAUUAUUAUGUUUGCUCAUAGACCAUUUUAUUGUUCAACAGUUUGGAAUUGGUGUAAUACUACUGAAGAUUAUUUAAAGAAAGCAUUUGUUUAUUCACUUGAAAAUUUACUUUAUAAAUAUAAUGUUGAUAUGUUUAUUUCUGGUCAUACACAUUCAAGUGAAAGAACUUUACCAACUUAUAAUGGUCAACCAAUUGGUACCUAUUCAAAUCCAAAAGCUACGAUUCAUAUCACUGUUGGUACUGGUGGUAACUCUGAAGGUAAUCAACAUCAUUGGUAUCCACAACCAAUUUGGUCAAGUGGUUAUAGAAUUUCUGAUAAUGGUUUUGGUUUAAUGAAUUUUAUAAAUUCUACAACUUUAUCUUGGCAAUUUGUUGCAAAUAUUAAUAAUACAAUUAUUGAUGAAAUUUUCAUUACCAAAGGUCAAUUUUAA
Messenger RNA from Dictyostelium discoideum AX4, 1275 nucleotides. RefSeq lists its product as hypothetical. Lineage: Eukaryota; Evosea; Eumycetozoa; Dictyosteliales; Dictyosteliaceae. The record is from RefSeq and is a predicted model, not a curated record. The transcript has 2 exons. Bases 1 to 1275 code for a protein of 424 amino acids. Gene Ontology annotation, molecular function: hydrolase activity; metal ion binding; acid phosphatase activity.